Anguilla rostrata (American eel) is the source of this 2899-nucleotide messenger RNA. RefSeq names its product prostaglandin D2 receptor 2-like. Bases 443 to 1585 code for a protein of 380 amino acids. The transcript has 2 exons. Gene Ontology annotation, molecular function: complement receptor activity; G protein-coupled receptor activity. The record is from RefSeq and is a predicted model, not a curated record. Gene Ontology annotation, biological process: phospholipase C-activating G protein-coupled receptor signaling pathway; inflammatory response; positive regulation of cytosolic calcium ion concentration. Gene Ontology annotation, cellular component: plasma membrane. NCBI's taxonomy places the organism in Eukaryota, Metazoa, Chordata, Actinopteri, Anguilliformes, Anguillidae.
UAGUUAGAAUUCUUUACUUCUGUUGUCUCGCGACUUGCCCUGCUACACCAGCGCAUAAUUUGGCGUUGGGAGAGAGCUGAGAUUAACGUUGCUUUCGUUUCUGACCCGGUUUUAGCUGUGCUACGGGAAACUAGUGCACUGGGCACAUGGCUUGCGAAUUUACUGAAAAAUCACUAGAGCCAGAGAGGUUGGGCAGUCGAUGCAAAUCCGCGUGACAAACUUGAUAAGCACAUCGCACUGCAUCUCAACAAGCCGCACUUUAUCUCCAACCGUGGAAAAUCUGCCAUCUACCUGCGCGCGUUUUUUCUUAUUUCAAAAUCCAAACAAGACCACUCAUCGCACUUAAAGCACCAGUUUCAGACAGAUGGUACGCGUGUGAGGCAGCCAGGCCAGGCCAAAGCCGAUUGGUUGGUUGGUUGGUUGGUUGGUUGGCUGGUUGAAGAUGAAUCGCUGCAACAGCUCCCUGUACUGCCCCAUCAUCCAGGAGAUGAUGAACAACAGGGGCGGGACGGCGUCCAACUCCUCGGAGUGGGCGCUGAACAUGGGCGUGGUGGGCCUCCACGGGGUGAUCUCGGCCUUCGGCAUCCUGGAGAACCUGCUCAUCCUGUGGGUGGUGGGCUUCCGCGUGCGCCGCUCGGUCAACAGCACCUGGAUCCUCAACCUGGCCGCGUCCGACCUGCUGGCCACCGCCUCCCUGCCCUUCUUCACCUUCUUCCUGGCCCGGGGCUUCACCUGGACGCUGGGCACCGCCUUCUGCAAGGUGCACUCCUCCGUCUUCUUCCUCAACAUGUUCGUCAGCGGCUUCCUGCUGGGCGCCAUCAGCCUGGACCGCUGCCUGGUGUCGCUGCGGCCCGUCUGGUGCCAGAACCACCGGCACGUGGGCCUGGCCACGCGCGUGUGCUGGGCCGUCUGGGGCCUGGCGCUGCUCAACACCGUGCCCUACUACCUGUUCCGCGACACCAUCCCGCGCUGCGACGGGCGGAUCAUGUGCUACUACAACUUCCGGCAGCACGCCCCGGAGGGCGCCCCGGCCGAGACGCUCUGCCGGAGCAGGCAGGACGCCCUGGCGGUCAGCAAGUUCCUCCUGGCCUUCCUGCUCCCCCUGCUGGCCAUCGUGGGGAGCUACGUGGCGGUCAGCGUCAGCAUCCGGCGACGGGGCCACCGCCACACCUUCCGCUUCCUCCGGCUGGUGGUGGCGGUGAUCGUCACCUUCGUCCUGUGCUGGGCGCCCUACCACACCUUCAGCGUGCUGGAGGCAGGGGCCGACUACAACCCCGCCCUGAGGCAGCCCGUGGCGCGGGCGCUGCCCGCCGCCGCCAGCCUGGCCUUCCUCAACAGCGUGCUCAACCCGCUGGUCUACGUCUUCAGCUGCCCCGACUUCCUGGCCAAGAUCCGGCAGUCGCUGGGGGCGGUGCUGGAGAACGUCCUGGCGGAGGACCUCGGGGACCUGGCCCGCCGCCGCAGCACCGCCCCCUCCUCCGUCAGCGCCAGCGAGCUGCUGCCGAAGGGGCCCCACCCUCGCCCCGCGCCCAACGACAACGGCGCGAGGCGGGACAAGGAGGAGGCGGAGCACCCCGUCUUUUGAGGGGAACCCCCACCCCGCUGCUACCGCCAGGGCCACCGCUGGCGGGGUGAAAGGUGGUGACGAUUCUAGGGGGCCCACAAGUUGAGGGGGGCCCCAGUGCUAGAGAGGGCCCACAAAAAUACCAGUAGGAUGGGACCUGGAGCAAUGUUCUUUCAGGGGGCCCAGAAUUCCUGGCUUCGCCCCUGGCAGCCAAUGCACUUCUGGAUAAGAACUUUCAAUAGAUUUUUAUCUUGUUUACAAUUCACUGCACCCAAGGACGUAGAUCUCAUUUCAGUUUUGGGGUUGGGAGGGGUGGCGUGGGGGGAGUGUCCACAAACAGGAAAUGUUCUUCUCAGAUUUUUUUCAGGGCUGGGGCGGGGGGGGGGACACUAACAGUACCACCCAAUACAACAUGAUAACAUUGGGGGUGGGGGCCUUUGAUGUUUUCCAAAGUUGUGUUAGUCGUGUGUCCCCCCCCUCCCCAGGAGGUGCGUCCAAAAUGGAGAUGUAGAGAGAAAAAAAAUAUAUCUUUAACAGACACAAAAAGAAUUUUGUUUUUCUCAAACCUGCUUGGCAGGCUGCUUGCUGCACACAAUUUUUUCACCCAGAUGCUGAAGUUGCUUUUUGUUACAACUUUUUGCCACCAGGAGGUGCUAUUUCAUUAAUGUGGACCUCCAUCUUUAUUUCCGGACAUUGACUUUUCAUCAUCCUUUUGGGGAAGAGAUAAAUAGCACCAGACUGAAGACACGCCUAUUUCACAGAACAGCCCAGCUGUCAGGACUGUCACUCAGUCCUAUACCUUUGCUGAUGUACAGAUAAUAAGUAAGAUUUUAUCAUUAUUAUUUUAUCAUUAUUAAAACCAUCCAGGCACAGUUUUGAAACUGCUCCCACCAUGAUUUUUUAAAACAUUUUUGUUGUUUGAAAGACAAUUUCACAGACACUGUAAACUGGUUGUUAUUAACUGAUUAUUUGCCCUCUGCUUUUUUAAAACUGCCGUGAUGGAUCUCUAUCAAAAGCGUUGUGGGUACCACGGUUCUUAGUCAUUUUAGAUCCAUAUCUAAACUCUUCUGUUGUCGUUAGUUCUGCUUUCAACGUAAAAGUCUAAUCAGUCAUCUUAAAAACUCCCCCCUCGGGGAGUACAAAAAUGUUUUCAGCCAUGACUAAAAAGUUUUUGUUUUUUUUCUAACCUAUCAUUUUUUUUGUGGCCUUAGGAGAAUAUACUGAACAUCAGAAAUGUUUGAGUUCCAAAAGGUCAUAUUUUGGGCCCACUUGUCUCCUCUUUGUACAUGCUUCCCCUUCAUCAGAAAGCAUGGUAUUAAAUGUCAUUUUCUGCCA